This is a messenger RNA of Ricinus communis (castor bean), 1752 nucleotides long. RefSeq lists its product as uncharacterized. Gene Ontology annotation, biological process: developmental process involved in reproduction. Bases 494 to 1546 code for a protein of 350 amino acids. NCBI's taxonomy places the organism in Eukaryota, Viridiplantae, Streptophyta, Magnoliopsida, Malpighiales, Euphorbiaceae. The transcript is spliced from 10 exons. The record is from RefSeq and is a predicted model, not a curated record.
CAUUUUGAAUUAGCAUUAAAUAGAGAAUAUAUUUACUCUUUAAGCUAGUAUGUACUUUUUUCAGCCCCGACCUUCAUAAAAAGUUCAGAGCUACUUUUGGAUUCGAUAGGGAAUUGAAGCUUAAUCAGCACCUUUUUCUUACGAUUUCAGACCAGUUCAUACACCCGAAGGUCUAGGCUGAAUAUUAAAGCCUACUCCCUAUACGGCGGGCCAAAUGUGCGUUUUGACAAGAAACCCACAUCACAGUGUAAGCCGUUCCACCCCAGUCAUCAUUAGGGCCAAUUCAAAUUUGGGUCUAAAAAAGGCAAAAGAGAGGGAAAAGAAAAAUUGAAGAGGCAAUAGAGAGAGAGACAAUUUUGCAAAAUCUAAUAAAUCAAUUCACAUUUCAAUACCUGAAGAAGCUAAUACGACGUCUCCAUAUAGAAUUGAGAUUUUUUAAUUCCAAAGUUUUAUUUUGGGAUUCCUUACCUCGAGGGAACCUGAAGAAACGUAAAUGGAAGCUCUAUACGCAAAACUCUAUAAUAAAUAUGAUGCUCUAAAGAAAAAGAGGAUUUCUGAACUGGAUGAAAUCAGUAAAGAUCAAGAAGUUAACUUUUUGAAUUACGUGUCUGCUGCAGAAGAGCUUAUUCAACACUUGAAAAAUGAAAACAACAGCUUGAGUGCACAAGUUAGUGAAUUGAGAAGCAAAGUUGCUUCAAUCAGUUCUACCAAGGAUGAAGAAUGUGCACGAUAUCAAAAGCAGCUAAUGGAAGAGAGCCAGAAGAAUAAGGUGCUUUAUGAAGAAGUUGAGAGGCUUCAGAAACUUCAAGAGCAAUUUUCCUUCAGUUCAAAGCAUGGCACAGACGAUAAUAAACAGCUGAAGAUGCUUCAAAUUGCUCACGUUACAUCAGGUGAGGUGAUCAGUGAGUCAACAAGAAGAAUGACAAUAAAGCGCAGCCGAGAAGCUAGUGCUGAGAAGGAAGGCUUUAUUACUCCUGAUCGAAGCAAUCAAGAUGACUUGUUGGUAAGAGAAUCAGCUAAGGACCCAUCUGCAGUUAGAAGACGCAGCGGAGAAGCUGGAGUUGAGAGUGAUGACUUUAUCUCUCCUGAUCAAAGCAAUCGAGAUGAUGUUUCAUUGAGAGUAUCAGCAAAUGAUCCAUCCAGGUUAACUGUGUCUAGUGGGGAUCUUGGAAAUGAGCAGGAGCCUGCAUGCUGUGGAAGAACUGUUGGCAGAUCAGGUGGUGGUGGUUUUGUGACUGACAAUGGUUCUACCAACUGCCAGUUUCAAGCACUUAUUGAAUGUUUAUUAGGCAUGAAAUUAUCUACUGCUAAUCAAACUGAAGAGAUAUGUGUUUCAGCUCUGCAUCAAUCAAGUGGUUACUCGUUUAGUCUAACAUGGGUGAAGAAAGCUGCUGGACAAGAACCUGAGUUGCUAUAUCGUCCGUCAACCUUAGGGACAUUCGAGAGGGUAGCGCCAGAGUGGAUGAGAUCAGUCAUAAAGUUUAGCACCAGCAUGUGUCCUAUCUUCUUCGAAAGGGUUGCCAGUGUUAUCAAGAUGCAUUGCUGACGGUCCUUUCUUAUUCUUACAUAACAACGCUGAUAGUUACUUGUAUUCUUAACAUAGAAAACUGGUGAUUGUGGCAUCAAUCAUGAAUAGGCAAGGCAUUUAGUUUUUUGUGUUGAAAUGAAAUGGAAUUCGUGACUUCACUGCAUAUAAAGAGUGAAUUUGUCCUACUGCACUUGGAUUCCAAAUAAUCUUUUAGCUUUACUUUU